Molecule: messenger RNA, 2532 nt
Organism: Leptonychotes weddellii (Weddell seal)
Lineage: Eukaryota; Metazoa; Chordata; Mammalia; Carnivora; Phocidae
Source: RefSeq, a predicted model, not a curated record
UCUUAGUGACUGAAGUGGGCACCAGCGGCUUAGCAUUAUCUUUAAGUUCCCUACUUUGCUGGAUGCUUUUUCGGCCUGGCCUCCUGUGGGGGCUGUAGGUCAGCACCUAAUCACAUAACUGCUGAAACCCCAGUGCCCGAGAAUCUGCCUGAGCAGAGAAACGGCCUUCUCUGCUGGGACCCCAGUUUGGAUCAGAGGCCGGUGGAGGGAAAAAAACAUCUGAAAAUUAUUAGAGGAAAAGCAAUUUUUCCGAGGUGUUUUUGUUUGUUUUUCUCUAAAAUGUAACACACUUGAUAAUUUAAUAAGCAUAUCAAAUUAUACAGAACACAUGUUUUGGUUCCAAAAAUAAUAAAUGGACUAAGUUUGUGAAGCACACUGAGAAAAUAAAUAGUGCAUCUAUUAGGAUUUCCACCUAAAUGUUCACUCCUUUUUCUUCAAAGAUCUUUCCUAUCCUGAAUGGGGUUCAGACUGGAAAAUUUCUGCCUGUCCCUGUUCGCAGACAGGAGGAAGCCGACAUGGGCCCCUGGGAGGGUGGGGAGGGAGAUCAAGGAUGCCAAGCAGUGGGACGCUGGUCUCCCAGAUGGGUCGAGGACUCAGCCCCUGCCCCCUCUUGCUCCACAGGAGCCUUCUUCAUCCCCUACUUCAUCUUCUUCUUCACCUGCGGCAUCCCAGUGUUCUUCUUGGAGGUGGCGCUGGGCCAGUACACCAGCCAAGGCAGCGUGACAGCCUGGAGGAAGAUCUGUCCCCUUCUCCAGGGCAUUGGUCUGGCUUCUGUGGUCAUCGAGUCCUAUCUGAACAUCUACUACAUCAUCAUCCUGGCCUGGGCCCUCUUCUACCUGUUCAGCUCCUUCACCUCUGAGCUGCCCUGGACGACCUGUAGCAAUAGCUGGAACACAGAGCACUGCAUGGACUUUCUGAACCGCUCGGGAGCCCGCACAGCAACCCUCUCUGAGAACUUCACCUCACCUGUCAUGGAAUUCUGGGAGAGACGUGUUUUGGGCAUCACGUCAGGCAUCCAUGAUCUGGGAGCCCUGCGCUGGGAGCUGGCCCUGUGCCUCCUGCUGGCAUGGGUCAUCUGCUACUUCUGCAUCUGGAAGGGGGUCAAGACCACAGGCAAGGUUGUUUAUUUCACAGCCACGUUUCCCUACCUGAUGCUGAUCAUCCUCUUGAUCCGAGGCAUCACCCUUCCUGGAGCCUAUGAGGGCAUCAUCUAUUACCUGAAGCCAGAUUUGCUUCGCCUCAAGGACCCCCAGGUGUGGAUGGACGCGGGCACCCAGAUCUUCUUCUCCUUCGCCAUCUGCCAGGGGUGCCUGACCGCCCUGGGCAGCUACAACAAGUACCACAACAACUGCUACAGGGACUGCAUCGCCCUCUGCUUCCUCAACAGUGCCACCAGCUUCGUGGCCGGGUUCGUGGUCUUCUCCAUCCUGGGCUUCAUGGCCCAGGAGCAGGGGUUGCCCAUCUCCGAAGUGGCCGAGUCCGGUCCUGGUCUGGCCUUCAUCGCCUUCCCCAAGGCUGUGACAAUGAUGCCCUUAUCCCAGCUGUGGUCCUGUCUUUUCUUCAUCAUGCUCAUCUUCCUAGGGCUGGACAGCCAGUUUGUCUGUGUGGAGUGCCUGGUGACAGCCUCCGUGGACAUGUUCCCCAGUCAGCUCCGGAAGAGUGGGCGGCGAGAGCUCCUCAUCCUGGCCAUUGCAGUCGUGUGCUAUCUGAUCGGGCUCUUCCUGGUUACGGAGGGCGGGAUGUAUAUCUUCCAGCUGUUUGAUUAUUACGCUUCCAGUGGCAUAUGCCUGCUCUUCCUGGCCAUGUUUGAAGUGCUCUGCAUCAGCUGGGUGUACGGGGCAGAUCGUUUCUAUGACAACGUUGAGGACAUGAUUGGCUACAGGCCAUGGCCCUUGGUGAAGAUCUCCUGGCUCUUUCUGACCCCUGGACUUUGCCUGGCCACCUUCUUCUUCUCCUUGAGCAAGUACACACCUCUCAAAUACAACAACAUCUACGUGUACCCUCCCUGGGGCUACUCCAUCGGCUGGUUCUUGGCUCUCUCUUCCAUGGUCUGCGUCCCACUCUUUAUCAUCAUCACCCUUCUGAAGACCCAGGGUUCCUUCAAGAAGCGCCUGCGACAGCUCACCACCCCUGACCCCAGCCUGCCACAGCCCAAGAAACACCUGGAUGGUGGUACCAGCCAGGACGGCGGGCCUUCUGCAGCAAGGGAGGGGCUAAUAGUUGGGGAGAAGGAGACCCACUUGUAGGAUGUGGGCAGCAGCCGGGUGGCUAUGGGGCCAGGAACCUCUGUCAGGGCCACCACAGUGGACAGCCUUCGCCUCUGUCCCUCACCGCUGUCUGGCUGGGAACCUCUGUGAUGUCCGUGGGCGCCCCCAGCCAGAGGCCAGGCCGCUCUCUCUCCUCAGCUGGGGCAGCUCCUUCUGGAGGGCGAGAGGUGGUCCCGCUGCAACACGCCAUCCUGUUGGAACAUACCUUCUUAUUUAUAAAGGAGGGUGGUCUUUUUUGAGUCCACCAUCUGAUUCUAACACAUUA